This is a messenger RNA of Arabidopsis lyrata subsp. lyrata, 2228 nucleotides long. Its product is annotated as cysteine-rich receptor-like protein kinase 36. Gene Ontology annotation, molecular function: ATP binding; protein kinase activity. The coding region runs from base 16 to 1992 and encodes 658 amino acids. Lineage: Eukaryota; Viridiplantae; Streptophyta; Magnoliopsida; Brassicales; Brassicaceae. The transcript has 7 exons. The record is from RefSeq and is a predicted model, not a curated record. Gene Ontology annotation, biological process: protein phosphorylation.
UAAUUGUUCAUAUAGAUGGAAACAUCCCUUCUUUUCCACUUCCCUUGUUUUCUUCUCUUAUUUCUUCUCUUCAACAUCAAUGGCGUUCACACCACCUUCGUCUGCGGCGACGAAGACUUCUCUCCAAACAAAACCUACCGCGAAAACCUUGAUGCUCUCUUGUCUUCUCUUGCUUCAAACGUUACAAGAGAACGCGGUUUCUACAACGCUUCGCUAGACGGAGUCCACGCUCUUGCCCUUUGUCGAAAACACUACGAAGUACAAGCUUGUCGUCGCUGCGUUGAUAGAGCAAGUAGGACUCUAUUAACACAAUGCCAAGGCAAAACAGAAGCAUAUCACUGGGAUUCCGAAAACGAUGCAAACGUUUCUUGUCUAGUACGCUACUCAAAUAUCCAUACAUUUGGCAAACUAAAGCUUGAGCCAAUUGGGAAUGUUCCUCACUCGGGUCUUCUCACCUCUUCCAAUCUGACCCGAAUCAGCCAAGAGUUUGCCGCCAUGGCUAAUCGAACUGUUGAGGUUGCAUCCACGGCUGAUGAGUCUUCGGUAUUCAAGUACUAUGGAGUCUCGAGUGCAGAGUUUACAGACACUCCUGAGGUUAAUAUGUUGAUGCAAUGCACACCUGAUUUAUCUUCUAGUGACUGUAAUCAUUGCCUAAGAGAGAAUGUUAGGUAUAAUCAAGAACAUAACUGGGACAGAGUUGGGGGAACGGUUGCGCGUCCUAGUUGUUAUUUCCGAUGGGAUUCAUACAAAUUCGCAGGAGCUUUCGAUAAUCUAGAGAGAGUUCCCGCGCCUCCUCGACCUCCUCAACCUCGAGAAGAUUCUCGGGACAAGAAAGGAAGAAUUUUUCAACCAUGGAGCGUUGUGGUUAUUGUUUUUCCUACGGUCAUAAAUCUUGCCGUGUUUGUUGCUUUCGUGCUUGCUUAUCGCCGGAUGCGGAGGAGGAUUUAUGCUGAAAUCAAUAAGAAUUCUGAUUCUGAUGGUCAAUCUACGUUAAGAUUUGAUCUUGGCAUGAUCUUAAUUGCAACCGAUGAGUUCUCCCCUGAAAAUAAGCUUGGACAAGGUGGAUUUGGAUCUGUCUACAAGGGGAUAUUACCGAGUGGGCAAGAGAUAGCGGUAAAGAGAUUAGCUGGAGGUUCAGGACAAGGAGAACUAGAGUUUAAGAAUGAAGUCUUACUCUUGACAAGACUCCAACAUAGGAAUCUAGUUAAGCUUCUUGGAUUCUGCAAUGAAGGAAACGAGGAGAUUCUUGUUUACGAGCAUGUUCCCAAUUCAAGUCUUGAUCACUUUAUCUUCGAUGAAGAUAAGCGAUGGCUUCUUACAUGGGAUGUGAGGUACAGAAUCAUAGAAGGAGUUGCAAGAGGGCUUCUUUAUCUCCAUGAAGAUUCUCAGUUGAGGAUUAUUCACAGAGACUUGAAGGCAAGCAAUAUCCUUUUAGACGCGGAGAUGAACCCUAAAGUUGCAGACUUUGGGAUGGCGAGGUUGUUUAACAUGGAUGAGACUCGAGGAGAGACUAGCAGAGUAGUUGGAACCUACGGAUAUAUGGCUCCGGAGUACGUGAGACAUGGACAAUUCUCAGCUAAAUCUGAUGUUUAUAGCUUCGGUGUUAUGCUUUUGGAGAUGAUAAGUGGUGAAAAAAAUAAGAAUUUUGAAACAGAAGGACUUCCAGCUUUUGCAUGGAAGAGAUGGAUAGAAGGAGAGCUUGAGAGUAUAAUCGAUCCUUACUUAAACGAGAAUCCGAGAAACGAGAUCAUAAAGUUAAUCGAGAUUGGUUUGUUGUGUGUUCAAGAGAAUGCAGCAAAGAGACCAACCAUGAACUCUGUAAUAGCUUGGCUUGCGAGAGACGGUACCUUUAAUAUACCUAAACCUACCGAAGCUGCUUUCGUCACUCUCCCUCUCUCGGUGAAACCUGCAAAUGGAUCCAUGAAUAAGCUUAAAGACAAGGAUCCAUUUUCUGUGGAUGAGGUCUCGAUUACGGUGUUGAAUCCCCGGUGAAUCUUCCAUUUUUUCAGACCUCACCUACAUUUCGCAACAAUUUCACAACAGUUACUGGUUAAUUACUGCAGCCUUGGAUAGCGUAAGACACAAGAAACAAUGUUCCUAUGAACUUGUUUGGGGUGGAUAUUCGGAUAAUUCGGUUUACUUUGGUAUGGAAACAUUGUCACCGAAUCAUAACCGAAUUUAGUUUAAGUAAAUAAUUAUUUUUAAUUCAUUAAAUUUAAUCUUUAGUA